This is a messenger RNA of Vollenhovia emeryi, 1834 nucleotides long. Its product is annotated as golgin-84-like. The record is from RefSeq and is a predicted model, not a curated record. NCBI's taxonomy places the organism in Eukaryota, Metazoa, Arthropoda, Insecta, Hymenoptera, Formicidae. The transcript is spliced from 5 exons. Bases 566 to 1741 code for a protein of 391 amino acids.
UGACAUACGUGUUGAAAGUUAUUAACCAAUAAUAUUGUUAUAUUACAAAGAAACUAGCUCUCGUGGCAUUAGGGUAACUCCGGUAUAUACGCUGCACCUAUAAGGAAAACUUAAUUUAUUAAGUAUUAUUUACAAUGUUUAAGACAAAUAAACUAUACUAAUAAAAACUGUAUACUAUCUACUACUAUAAAAAAAAUGAAAAAUAUGAAAAGUUAAUUGUUGUAUUUAACGAAAAAUCUUUUAGAAAUCCUUGCAUUUUUGACACAUAUCUCACAGGAGUGGGUUAUACGACUAUUCAUGGGUGGAUAUAUGUCUUACAAAUAAUGUUCAUAAAUUAGGUAAUAAAAUGAUGAUAUAAAAUGCGUGUGAAAAGUUUAGAAAAGUACAAGAAUGAUAAACAAAUGCAGAUUUGUUUGCAGAAGGAUUAAAAACAUAUUUUAGACAAACUAUAGAUACAUUAAAGAGAUAUUCGAAGAAAACUUAAUAAGAGCUUUUAUCACUUCCUUUUCUCGUUUUCUGCCAUCAGUUUAACUUAUUAUUCACUGUACUAUGGCAUAAAUCUCGCAUGGUAAAAAUGCUGUCUAGCCUAAAUAGAUGGGAUAUAAAAGAUAUCAAGCAAAACGAAGAAUACAAGAGCGAGGCACUUAUUGUAUCUUGCUGUAUUAUAUCCUUUACUAUCCCUCUACAUAGAAAAGGAAAAAGAAAGAUGUCUCAAGUGGAGAAAUCAGAUCUCACAGCCGGCGGAGACGCACCACCAGUUGAAGCGAUCAAGCUCGAUUGCGCUGAUAAUACGGUCGCAAUUAUCGCAGUGGAGAGCGCUAAUGUAAAACCAGAAGACGCAACUGCAUCCGCAGGAGAAAUUGCAAAAGAGGUGUUAAACGUGCAGACUGAAAACGAACGUCCGAUAGAAACGACAAACAACGCGAACGUACCUGGUGGAGUAGAAGAAGUUGUUAAACCAGAAGAUGCAUCUACUGCAGAGUGUACUAAUGUAAUCACACAGAUCAUUCAUACGUCAGUGGAAGAUGUGGCACAAGCUGAGGCACAAGAGAUCGCUCAAGAAUCUAAUAGUUCUGUAAUCGCUCUUCACAGUGAAGAAACGUUACAAUCAAAAUCUGCUAAUAAAGAAAAGAUCGAUACGUCAAAGCAGAAUACAAGAAGUAACAAUGCGGCGUGCAUAUCCAGAUUGGAGGCGGAAUUGCGGAAAAGAACAAAGGAGUGUGACAGUUACCGGAAGAAAUUGGAAGACACGGAGGCGAAGCUGGCCGCCCUGCAAACAUCCUACGAUACAAUAAUGAAUCACGGCAGCAACGAGGAUACCAUGCAACAAUCGGUGGAACAGUUGCGCGGACAACUGGUGCAGACAGCAUUGAUGUAUGAGGAACGCAAUCGCGUAGUCGCGAAUCAGGAGAACCAGAUUAACGCCCUGAACAAUCAAGUCACAUCGUUGAAGGAAGUGAUAUCGAUCACGCGGGAUUUGUUGCAGAUCCGCAACAUGGAAGUGAAACAGCUGCAAGCUGAAGUUGACAAUAUGGAAAAAAAAAUUUCCGAGGAACGCGAUCGACAUAACGCGAUGAUUAGCAAGAUGGAUACAGCAAUGAGGCUCAAUGCUGAUCUCAAAAAGGAAUAUGAGACCCAGUUAUCUCUGUUUCAAAGUCUUCGUGAGAAAUACGGCGAGAAAAUUACUCUAUUGUCCAGGGAGAAGCAAGCCCUCGAAACGGCCGCCUCUGCACCUGAAUGAAGAUAACUUUUACAUGUCCUUAACAUUAUUAAUACAUAUAUUUGUCAUGCUUUUAUAUCAAUUAUUUAAUGUGCACUAAUAAAAUAAGAGUGU